Anisakis simplex (herring worm) is the source of this 3138-nucleotide messenger RNA. Lineage: Eukaryota; Metazoa; Nematoda; Chromadorea; Rhabditida; Anisakidae. The record is from the annotation of a GenBank genome assembly.
AUGCUAAUCAAAGAAUAUCGUAUUCUACUACCUCUUUCAGUUGAGGAGUAUCGUAUAGCACAGCUGUAUAUGAUACAGAAGAAAAGUCGUUUGGAUAGUUCGGGUGAAGGAAGUGGUGUGGAAAUUAUCACAAAUAACCCUUAUACCGAAGGUCCUGGUGGCUCUGGGCAGUAUACCUUCAAAAUAUAUCAUAUUGGAAGUAAAAUACCGAGUAAGAUUUGUUUUUUAUUAAUGGUGAGAUUAACGGACAUUAUAAAUUAUGAUGCGAUUUCAAUUCGUGAUGAAAUAAUUGAAAUUGAAGCAUGGAUACGAAGUGUGCUUCCGAGUACCGCUCUACAAGCUCACGAAGAGGCUUGGAACGCAUAUCCGUACACAAAAACACGCUAUUCGUGUCCGAUUAUGGAUCGAUUCAGCGUGGAAGUCGAAACGAAGUACUUCAAUGAUGCCGGACAACAGGAAAAUGUUUUUGGCCUGGAAGGGGACGAACUCAAAGAAAGAAUCGUUGAUGUGAUGGAUUUUGUGAAAGACGCAGUACCAUCGUACGAUUAUCUGGUUGAAGAGGACCCCAGAUUGUAUAAAAGUGCCAAAACAGGUCGUGGCCCAUUAUCGGAUGAGUGGGUGAAUGAUUGCAUUCAAAACAGUAAACCGAUUAUGUGCGCUUAUAAACUGUGUAAAGUGGAAUUUCGUUACUGGGGUUUACAAAGUAGAGCCGAAAGAUGGAUUCAUGGGUUUGCACUCCGAAAUACAAUGCUUCGAGCACAUCGACAAGCAUGGGCAUGGCAGGAUGAAUGGGUUGGAUUGUCAAUCGAGGAGAUUCGUCGUCUCGAAAAAGAAGUUGCUGAACAUCUGUCGCGGGUGAUGGCUCAUUCAGAAAACGCAGAUUCGGUGUCAGAAGCGUCAUCAGAUGUUUACUUUGAUUGCAUCGACCAAGCACCACUGAAUAGCAGCAAUAAACCGGCGAUGAUAAAAUGGAGUUCUGAAUUGCUGCUCAACGAUUCCGAAUCUCCUCCGCUGACGCCUCGUUCCGAUUCGAAUACUUCUCUACUCGUCAUUGUUUUUCAUGGCGAUGUUUCACCUGAGAUACCAGCCGAGCACAAAAUGACCGAUGUGUAUUCGUUGAAAAGUACAGUAGAGUCGUUGAUAUCAUGUCAUUAUCCACAACUGAAGUCACGAGUGAAUUUCAUCUUUGUUUCUUGCGGAAACGAGUUGAAUGCGAUCGUCUCUCAACUCGUAUCAGUAUGUCCUUCAUUUGGUGUCUUCCAUCCAUCACUUGCACUUCUGCUGUCUUCGUCACAGGUUUUCCAGGAGGCAGUACAAACUACAAUCGCGAAAGCUAACCAAAGCUAUACACAGUUCAUACAAUCAUCUGAAGCGGGCCACGGUUUUAACGGUGAAAUAUUCGUGGUUGGUGAUCAUCUCGGUGGCCUCUUCAUUUAUGAAAUACUCAGAAAACAAAAUCUUCAUAACCCGGUCUCGCGUCAUUCCAGUUCAAUUUCCGCUAAUUCACGUGCCAUACCCGAGGGUUGUGAACAAGAAGCGUCAUGGUCUCUAACUGAAUUUCCAUUAGUUGAAUCGACAGCAGUUGAUCGAGAACGAGGUCAUGCUCAUCAGCGUAACUUCUCUGCACCUCCAUCAUCCUCACGAAAAAUAUCGCAUCAUCAUCAUCGACCAUCCACCAGUUCUGAGAGUGAUUUCACCUCUAAUUUGAAUUUUCGAACGAACGCGGCAUUCCUUCUCGGUUGUCCUCUCGCACUUGUGCUAACACAGCGAAAAAUGUUCGGCAUUGGUGUUGAACCGUUGGAUUGUGGUCAGUUAUUUAAUCUCUAUUAUGCACUUGAUCCGUGCGGUGCUCGAUUGGAACCAGUUCUGAAUUCGCAUCUGGCUAUAUUACCUCCGAUGAACGUUCCUCAGUAUCAGCGUUAUCCACUUGGCGACGGUCAUCACAUCCAUUUUGAUAGUGCUCUUGAUGCAUCGCUGUUAUGGGGUACAAGACGAAUUGAUCACACACUGCAUUGUCCACAUGCAAUGGUUGCUUUACCGUCUUCUGCUUUACCUAACAUUUUGCAUGCAUCUUAUUGGGAAAGUUCAGAUGUUGCUGCUUUCAUUCUCAGACAAUUUAUGCGAUCGGAAGAACCGCCUGUACUAGCUGCGUUAACGAACAUGUCAACGAUACCGUCACAAAUUCAAAUGGAACCACCAUUGUGGAAUAGAAGAAGAACUAAAUUCAAGGUGACAAAUUUGGCUCCGAAUCAUCGAGGUAACGAUGUAAUCGUAGUGGAAGGUGCAGAGCAACAAAUUCAAGCACGGUUUUGCUAUGGACCUGUUGAUCUGGUAGCUCUGUCUCGUGAAAAGAUAUCCGCUUACGUUUAUCCGGUUGGUGCGGACUGGGAGUUGAUCGCUACCGAUACCACUGAUGCACAUGGACGAAUUUCAUUUUCGAUGGGUAAUCGUCUACCGGUUGGUAUUCAUUGCGUUAAAAUGAUCGUUCAUGGUGACCGAUCGUAUUUGGACUUAUUUGUUGCAGUGGUACCAAAAGGAACAAAAUUCGUUGUAUUCAGUGUUGACGGCUCAUUGACCGCUUCUGUUUCGGUUACUGGUCGUGACCCUCGAGUAAGACCUGGUGCUGUUGAUGUUGUUCGAUUCUGGCAUGAUUUGGGCUAUUUGAUAAUCUAUUUAACAGCAAGGCCAGACAUGCAACAACGAGUUGUUGGCGCAUGGCUAGCAUUGCACAAUUUUCCUCAUGCACUUCUGUUCUUCACUCCUUCAUUCUCAACUGAUCCACUGAGGCAGAAAACGUUACAUCUGAAAUCGCUGCUCGAUAUGGGAAUUUGCAUUCAUGCAGCGUACGGCAGCAGUAAGGAUAUCGCAGUAUAUGCGGGUGCUGGGAUAGAUGCUGAACGAAUAUUCUCGGUAUCGGGAAGUAAACGGAAAGGAUGCACACAAAUAGAUUGCUAUUCGGCGCAUUUGAGUCAACUCGAUAACGGCGUUAUCCCAUUCGCAAAACCCGUUGAUUCGUCAUUAAUUUAUCAUCACAAUACUUCAUUCACUUUCAAUAACCAACGAAGUUUGGUUCAACGAACACAUUCGUUCACUCCACGCAGUGGUCCAUACAGUCAAAAGCAUAAAGAGAAACGGUAG